GGAACCGGAACUGGUUGUAACGACGCAGUGCCAGAAGUUUUGUAAGGGUUUGAAGCAGGUUUUUGUUGACUUUUUUUGCGUAAAGAUGUACAUUUAGUUCCACUAUAUCCAUAUUGCUACAUUUAUUUUCUCUUAAAAUGACAAAAGAGAAACGGCACCGAAGAAGGGAGUCUCCGACGCGGGAGACCGAAGUAAAGAUAAAACAGGAGAAACUGAGCCCCAGCAGGCCACAGCGAUCACGCCGAUCCAGGUCCAGAUCUACCGGGACAUCGAGUCCACCGAGAAGAAGAGGGAGCAGAUCACCACCCAGGGCUAGGCAGCGCUCGCUGGACGGAAGGACAAACUCUCCUGUUGGAACAAGUAGAGGAUCUCCCAGAAACAGAAGAAGCCGCAGUCCUCAUCGUGGUGGUGAUGUCAAAAUUAAGCGGGAAAGGGACGAACAUAGGGCAGGUGGUGAUGGCCGAAGAAAGAGGAGUGACCAGUCGGAUGAUAGACGGAGCCGAUGGGAAACAGACAGGUCACGGGAAAGGGAGCACAACAGAGACAGGAACCGAGAACGAACUGCCCUGGCUUCUCAGCAAGACGAGCGUCGGCAACAUGAUGAGCGGCGCAGGGAAAAUCGUCAACGGCGUGAAGAAGAAGAAGAGGACCUUAACUUUGGAACAUCCGAAGGAGGGAGUGAUGACUCCAGGGCUCCUCCUGCUGAGAAAGAGAAGCCCAACUUUGAACUGUCAGGCGCGCUCACCGAAGACACCAACACAUUCCGGGGAGUGGUGAUCAAGUACAACGAGCCCCCUGAGGCUCGCAUUCCAAAGCGUAGGUGGAGAUUGUACCCCUUUAAGAAUGAUGAACCACUACCUGUGAUGUACAUCCACAGACAGAGUGCCUAUUUGUUGGGGCGACAGCGAAGAAUCGCUGAUAUCCCCAUUGACCAUCCCUCGUGCUCCAAGCAACAUGCAGUAUUCCAGUACAGGUUGGUGGAGUAUACUCGAGCAGAUGGCACCACUGGCCGCAGGGUAAGGCCUUACAUUAUUGACCUUGGUUCUGGAAAUGGCACCUACUUGAACAAUCAGCGGAUUGAACCCCAGCGCUACUAUGAGCUCAAAGAAAAAGAUGUUCUUAAGUUUGGCUUCAGCAGCCGCGAGUACGUCCUGCUGCAUGAGUUCUCCGAUACCAGCGAAGUGGAUGUAAAGCAGGAGGAAGAAGAUGACGAAGGGCUUGAUGAGUGAUAGCCCAUUAUACGAUAUUUGAAAUUGUUUUAAAAUAAAGCUGUGUGCUUAAAAAAUGACUUAUAAACUGGUAAAGGCAGGAAUUGUUUACUGAAAGCGAGUAGUGUUGUAAAUAUUCUGUAAGAAAUGAAGUCUUGCUUUAUCCUGCCACAGUCGUGUCAAAAUAGACCUCUUUUUCUCAGGUUUGUGGGAUGCAUGAUUGAUCUUCCUGAUCUCAUGUAAUGUGUCAGGGUACCAAACAUGACUGCAGUGUGCACCCUGGACUCUUAAAGCUUUCUUAUUAACAGAAUAAGUAUAGACCUACAGAUUGCAUUUAUUUUUCUUUUGACCUUUUUUUUUGUAGAACAAGCAGGAGAAAUAUUUGUCUCUGCAUCACUGCAAUGGGUAUUCAGAGACUGCCAUGUUUUUCAGUUCAUAUCAAUUUGUAGUAAGUGUUAUUUUUUGUACUGUAAAUAAAAAAAAGUGACCGGUU
This is a messenger RNA of Cyprinodon tularosa, 1701 nucleotides long. It is a transcript of the gene snip1, whose product is annotated as Smad nuclear interacting protein. Gene Ontology annotation, molecular function: protein binding; mRNA binding. The transcript has 4 exons. Gene Ontology annotation, cellular component: nucleus. The coding region runs from base 138 to 1229 and encodes 363 amino acids. Gene Ontology annotation, biological process: miRNA processing. The record is from RefSeq and is a predicted model, not a curated record. NCBI's taxonomy places the organism in Eukaryota, Metazoa, Chordata, Actinopteri, Cyprinodontiformes, Cyprinodontidae.